CAGCGCCACGCGGACUCUCAACCUCGAGCAGCGCCGAGUGAGACUGCCAUGGCGGGCGUUGCCACUCUGGGCUAUGUGAGCGACGCUUCAAGCGACGGGGGCUCGGGAUUGGACGAGGCCGACAACGAGGUGCGCAACCUCACGUCACGAACCUUCAAGCGCAUCACCACGCCCAUCUCCUCCUGCGGCGACGAGACCACGCCCACACCCUGUGACGUCACAUCCUACGACGCUGACGAGGCUGCCACGCCCACCCCGUGCGAUGGGAAGGCCCUGACCACGCCAGGCCAGGAACCCGACAAAUGGCCGACGUACGUGGAGCUGGGCAUCUGGAGGAAGACCCAGCAUGCAGCGGCGCGUGCCAGCACCGCCCUGCUGAUGUCGCACAACGGCCAGCAACAAUCCGCACGCCGCACCACCACCACUACCAGCACGACCCAGCAGCAGUCUGCCAAACUGCACACCGCCACCACCACCACCACGACCAAGUCUGUGCACACGGCGAUCAAGAUAGCGCACCACAGCACCACACACACUGCCGGUUCGUACCAGAGCACCGCACACACCGCUGACCCACAGAACGGCUUCACGCACAGCACCGGCUCACAGCAGAACACCGCUCACACUGCCGGCUCACACCAGGGCCCGCUGCACGCCGCACCCAGGAACAACACGGGGGGUCCCACCGUGGCCGCUAAUACAAAACACAGCCCGCACACCAUCAGCACCACACUUGGCAAGAGAGGGGGGUCCGGCCAGCGCUCCCACCACCGGCACCCGAAACGCAGCCAUGCACACGUCCCACUCAGCACUCGCAGCCACCAGCAGCAGCUCCACCACAUCGCCACUCGCCAAACCGCACUCCCCAGCCACACAAGCCGGCAACCCGCACUACACUGCGCCCGCUGUCACGAACAGAACUUUCAAGCAUCAGACGUCGGGCAGCACGACCAGCGUAGACACCAGCACACGUGCCAGCUCCCGUUCCAUCACACACACCUUUUCAAACGGCAGUACGCUUAAUGCUGCCACCACACCCAACUUUAAAAACGCCACGUACAGGCAGCAACCGUCGGGCAGUUCCACUGGAGCACACACCAUCGUCUCAAACGCCAGUACACUCGCCGGCACAGACACCGGCACGCCAAAAGCUGCCACAGCCAUCUUUACCAACGGCAUAUCCAAGCAGCAGACAUCAGGCAGCGUGGUCGGUGUGCACACCAGCUCGCCCACUGUCUCAACCGGCGACACGCAUUCCGGGUCACACCCCACAGGCAGUCCAUCUCACGGGGCUCAGCUUGGCGUCGAGGGUGGCAGUGGCGGCAACAGCAGUGGCCGAGGCGGAAGCCGUGGUGGAGGUCGUGGUGGAGGGCGCGGUGGAGGCCGCGGUGGCGGUGGUGGAGGCCCCGUGCGAUACAUGGUGGCUGGGUUCCGCUUGCUGUGCCGAGCCGAGAGCCCGCCCGAUGACUCCAAAGACCCCGAGGGGGCACUCGGGGUUGCAGGGGGCGGCGGCGUUUCGACUGAGCAGAGCCCAGGGCUGGACAAAAUCAAGGGGUCGGCCAGUGCAAAUCGGGCGUCAGUGGUGGAGGAAGCCAGCGGCAUAGGGGAGGACGUGACGACGCGGGAGAGGGUGGGAGAGUCAUGGGGGCGUCGGUGGAGCGAGGGGGGGGCAGCGGACAAGAGGCUCAAAGCAGCACGGCCGCUGAGUUGCGGCACAGAGCAGCCCGCCAUCUCACGCUCGAUCGGUGCGCGCCGAUCGUCGGACAGUGGCCCCUGCGUGCCGGCACCAGCGAGCACAGCAGUGGAGGAGCCGCCAGGCCUGAGCGGCGUGGUUCGUAGCGGCGGCGGCGCCGCCGGCGGGAGUCCACACUCGGGCGCCGGUUCUUGCUGCGGCCCCGACAAGAGGGCGCUCGACGCCGGGGCGGUGAGACCGCUGCCCAAGACGCAAAGGAGCGAGACGAAGGGCGGGGCGUCCGUGUCGGGGGGCGGCAGGGGCAGGGAGAAGGAGGGCGAAGCCAAAGUGGAGGCCGAGGUGGAGGAGGUAGCGCGAGCGAGCAGCCACCUGAGCAAUGUCAUCGGGAGGCACAUGCGCCUGGAGCGGAGCCUGAGCGAGGGUGCCGACUCGCGGAGCACGGGGCCGGUGGAGACCAUGGGCCCACUGGAUCCAGGGAGCUCCACCCACCCCCUGCUGACCGGCACGCUCGCCCCAGCCGCUGGGAAAAUCACUCCAUCCGACAUGGACCACUGGAAGAUUUACUUGGACACCGACGACGACGAAGAAGAGGUUUUCGAGGCGUGUGAAGACAGGAGUGUGGGCCCUGGCGGAGCUGCCCCAGCCGGGCACUGUGACUCCCAGGAGCCGGCGUUUGAGGAGGAGGUGGCCACCAUGAACAACGACGCGGAGCUGGAGGUUCGGCUCGCCGAGGCGAUGGCGCUUGGAGCGGCCGCUGUCGGCAGUUGGGACAUGAUGCCCACGCCGGGGGGCGCUCGCGUGGAUGUGGAAGGGGACGAGAGUGGUGCCGCGUGGAUGACCUCGGAAGCGGGAGUCCGCCCCGGUGUGGAACAAAUUGGGGGCUCGUUCGGGUCAAAGAGAAGGAAAAGACGCAGUGCGAGCAGCACGAGGCCCUCGGCACCAUUGUCGGCGGCCGGGGAUAUGAGGGUUGGCAACAGGGCCCAGGGCUGGGCCCAGGACAUAGCGCGCCUCCUGACGCCGAAUCUCGGGGACAAGGAGAAGGCCAAUGAGGACAGGGGCUGCGAGAGGGGCAGGGAGAGGGGCAGGGAGAGGGGCAGGGGCAGAGAGAGAGAAGAGAAUGUGCAUGCACGGAGGGCUGUGUCCCUAGACUGCCUGCCCAACACGAGAGCACGGGAGCGUGAACACGAGAGGGAGAAGCAGAAAGAACGAGAGAAGCAGAGGAGGAAAGCGCAAGAGCACGUCAAAAAGGAGAGGGAGAUGGAAAGACAUCAGGAGCAGCAGAGGGAGCGGGAACGGGAGCGAGCGAAGGAAUGGGAGAGGGAACGGCAGCAGGAUCGCGAGCACCGCCGCGCAGCGCUCGGCAAGCUCAACGAAGCCGUGCGGGCGCUCGAGACGAAGCUGGCGCUGAAGACGCGUGGACCGGGCCCUGCGAGCACCGCCGCCUCCUCCACCGCACCCACGUCUCCCGGCUGUGGCUCCGAACCAUCUCGGCGAGAACCCAGCGCCAAAGUGCCACCGUCUGGGCCUACGUCUGGGCCAAACUACUCCUCCCCCUCGCCCAACGCCUCCGUGCCCCAUCCCGUAGCGGCUGCUGAGAAAACGGCGCCUGCCAAGGCCCCGGCGGGCGAUGCCAUAACUGGUCACGUGGGUGGGCGGGCGCGCCUAGCCCGGUCGCUGUCCGCGGGAACGCCGUCGCCAGGGGAGCCAGUGGCCUGGCCACGGGACCAAGCACAUUCGCGGCCACCCAGUUUUCGUUCCGUGCUGCCGCCUUCGGCAAAGGCCAAGACCGCCUCCGGGACGUCCGGGGUGACCGGGGUGACGGGGGUGACCGGGGUGACCGGGGUGACGGGCGAGGCGGCCGCAAGCGCAGGAAAUGAGGAGAAGAGCGGAGGGCGGGAUGUCACACGGGGGCCCGAGGGGGCUAGAGGAGAGGAUGCCAGCGACGGCUACUUCACCAUGUCGCCUCGCCGACCCAAGCAGCAGGAGGCUCAGCAGGAGCUUCCGAUGAAGCUAGAUGCGCCGCAGCAGCAGCAGCAAAAGCAGCAGCAGCAGGCCAAGGUUCAGCCGCCAUCCUCGCUGCUGUCUAAAGCACAGCACAAGCCGGGCCCACAGAAGAUGACGCAGUCACAAAAACCACCAGAUCAGAAGCAAGAGCAGACAGCACAGGCACCAGAUAAAUCCCUGCUGUGGCAGAGGAGAACCCAGGCUCAAGCACAAGCGACCACGCGGCCACCGGCGGUGGCGCAACCACCCAAGCCACCGACUCAGCUGCAGACACAGCCAAACAGAGCGCAACAGCCACCAGACAGACAGCAGAGCCAGACGAAUGCCACCAAGCAGACACAACCAGACAGGGACCCACAGCUUAGCCGCCAGCAACCGGUGCAGCAGCAACAGCUGCACAUUGGACAGCCACAAGAACCGACACAAGCACCACAACCACAAAAUUUGCAACUGCAGAGACAGCCACAGUCUGAGCCUCCGUUUCCACAACCGAUGCAUCUGAUGCAACAGGAACUACCGCAGCCAAUUGCACAACAGCCGAUGCAACAACAACCUACGCAACAACAGCUGAUGCAACAGCUGAUGCAACAACAGCCGAUGCAACAACAGCAGCUGAUGCAGCAACAACAGCUGAUGCAGCAACAGCAGCUGAUGCAACAACAGCCUACGCAACAACAGCCGAUGCAACAACAGCUGAUGCAACAACAGCUGAUGCAGCAACAGCUGAUGCAACAACAGCAGGCGAUGCAACAGCAGCCUACGCAACAGCAGCAGAUGCAACAGCAGCUGAUGCAACAGCAGGCGAUGCAACAGCAGCCUACGCAACAGCAGCAGAUGCAACAGCAGCUGAUGCAACAGCAGCAGGCGCUGGCUCACAUGGCACCGCAGUACCCGUACAUGAUGAUGCCGCAGGAUGUGUCCUCACAGGCCAUGAUGAUGUCACAGCUGAUGGCGCCACUGAUGGCUCCAUACACAACGGCCCAACCGGAGACAACGGCGGUGGCACCGCCAACGCCGGAGCCGGUGCCACCGCCGUCCGCGGCGCUUGCACCGCACGCGCCCGGCACCCCGCCGCGACCUCCCAUGUCUCCGGAGCCGAUGAUGAUGAUGUCGCCGGAGGCCGCGUCCCAGGCGGCGAUGGCGGCGCGGCAGAUGAUGAUGUCCACCAUGAUGAUGAUGAUGAUGGCCAAUCCGGCCAUGAUGCAGUUCCAGCAGGGAGCGAUGCCCUCAUUCAUGCCGGGCCACCUAAUGACGUACCCGGCCGGUGGCCCCCCCGCCAUGUUGUACCCAAUGAGCGGCGCGCCGCAGUUCCCGGCGGGCGCAAUGAUGCCCUACCCGGCGGCGUACGGGGUGCCCCAGUUCCCCCCCGCGUUUGCACCAAACCCCACGGCGCCAGCGUACCCGCAGCCGGGCCAGUACAAGGCAACGCCCGUGACGGACACCACCCCGCCGAGCCCGACCGCCAAGCACCCGUGGGAGGCUCCCUACUUUGUCCCGUCGGGGACCCAGCCCAGCUCCCCAACGGGGGCCUUCUCUUACCAGAAUGGCAGUCACCAGCAUCAGCAGCAGCCGCAUCAGCAGCAGCAGCAGCAACAGCCACAGCAGCAUCAGCAGCAUCAGCAGCAGCAGCAGGAUCAGCAGCAUCAGCAGCAGCAUCAGCAGCAGCAGCAUCAGCAGCAUCAGCAGCAGCAGCAUCAACAGCAUCAGCAGCAUCAGCAGCAUCAGCAUCAGCAGCAUCAUCAGCAUCAUCAGCAGCAGCAUCAGCAGCAGCAUUAUCAGCAUCAGCAGCAGCAGCAUCAGCAGCAUCAGCAGCAGCAGCAGCAUCAGCAGCAUCAGCAGCAGCAGCAUCAUCAGCAGCAGCAUCAGCAGCAGCCGCCGGUAUCCUGGCCACGCGGCCCAGGCGGCCGAGGCGGGGCUGCUGGCCCUUGGAUGUGA
Lethenteron reissneri (Far Eastern brook lamprey) is the source of this 5632-nucleotide messenger RNA. RefSeq lists its product as uncharacterized. The record is from RefSeq and is a predicted model, not a curated record. Lineage: Eukaryota; Metazoa; Chordata; Hyperoartia; Petromyzontiformes; Petromyzontidae.